Messenger RNA from Osmerus eperlanus (European smelt), 3094 nucleotides. RefSeq names its product potassium voltage-gated channel subfamily A member 2-like. Gene Ontology annotation, biological process: potassium ion transmembrane transport; protein homooligomerization. Lineage: Eukaryota; Metazoa; Chordata; Actinopteri; Osmeriformes; Osmeridae. Gene Ontology annotation, cellular component: membrane; voltage-gated potassium channel complex; axon terminus. The record is from RefSeq and is a predicted model, not a curated record. The transcript is spliced from 3 exons. Gene Ontology annotation, molecular function: delayed rectifier potassium channel activity; protein binding. The coding region runs from base 702 to 2189 and encodes 495 amino acids.
CGCAAGGGCUCUUUGUAUGCGCGGCAAUGUCCAACUGCAGCCCGUGCGUCUUAAAGCCAACUGCUUGAAUUAUGGCAAAUUGUGAUAGACAUGGGGAAAGCAGAUGUAGGGGAUCGUGAGAAGAUGAGACACCAAUUUCAAAUUCGGUGAAAACGCGGCCAGGGAGAACAAGGAAUACUGAAGUGCGUUUCUAGGUUUUUUUCUUGGAAGACAGAUUGGAUACAUGUGUCUCGUCCCCAGCCCAACCACAGCAGGGAUCCGCUGUGAGAAAAACACAACAGGCUACGAAGCUUAUUCAGCGCUACUCGUCACCUCCAGAACGCGUAUCUACUGGUCGGGGAUGGAGGGGAGGUAGGAGGGAGGUGGCGUGGGCUCCGCUUCUUCCCUAUACACCUCUUCUCCCGUUUUUCUGUGCUCCCGCUUUCGGGUUGCUGCAGAGCGGGGGGUUCCGGUGAUGUAUGGCGGGCUGUCAAAGACAGGCUCGAUGUUGACCGUGGGAGCUGAAUUAUUGCUACUGUAGAUGGUUCUCCAAUGGGCCCGACGCGCGUUUUUAUCCCUGGACAGACGACAUCCCCCAAAUCGUAAACAACUCCUUCCACUCUGUGCGCAGGUGCCAAUAUAAACAGUUCAGCGAAACAACUCCAUCUUCCUGCGCCACCUCCCAUCCCGCCUGAAAGUUGCAGGUCCCAUCGGCCUCCAGAAUGACGGUUGCUACGGGCGACCCUGCCGACGAGGCGGCAGCACAUCCGGGUGAUCCUUACGACCCCGAACCGGACCACGAGUGCUGCGAGAGGGUGGUCAUCAACAUUUCAGGCUUACGCUUCGAGACCCAGCUCAAGACCCUCUCCCAGUUCCCAGAGACUCUGCUGGGAGACCCCAAAAAGAGGAUGAGGUACUUUGACCCUCUGAGGAACGAAUACUUUUUCGACCGAAACCGUCCGAGUUUCGACGCCAUCCUCUAUUACUACCAGUCUGGAGGGAGACUACGCCGGCCCGUCAAUGUGACUUUGGACAUUUUCUCAGAGGAGAUCCGGUUUUACGAGCUGGGUGAGGAGGCCAUCGAGAUCUUCCGGGAGGACGAGGGCUUCAUCAAGGAAGAGGAGCGGACUCUGCCUGAGAAUGAGUUCCAGAGACAGGUGUGGCUGCUGUUCGAGUACCCGGAGAGUUCGGGCCCUGCUCGCAUCAUCGCCAUCAUCUCCGUUAUGGUCAUCCUCAUCUCCAUCGUCAGCUUCUGUCUGGAGACGCUGCCCGUCUUCCGGAACGACGAGGAAGACAUGCACAAAGUGUACCAGCCCUUCUCCAACACCACCUCCGUCUACACCUCCACCUACUUCACCGACCCCUUCUUCAUCCUGGAGACCCUCUGCAUCAUCUGGUUCUCCUUUGAAUUCCUGGUGAGGUUCUUUGCCUGUCCCAGCAAAGCAGGCUUCUUUGGCAAUAUCAUGAACAUCAUAGACAUUGUGGCCAUUAUCCCCUAUUUCAUCACCUUGGGCACAGAGCUGGCAGAAAGGCCAGAGGACGGGCAGGCGGGUCAACAGGCCAUGUCGCUGGCUAUCCUGCGCGUCAUCAGGCUUGUCCGGGUGUUCCGUAUCUUCAAGCUUUCGCGCCACUCCAAGGGGCUCCAGAUUCUAGGCCAGACUCUUAAAGCGAGUAUGCGCGAGCUCGGCCUGCUCAUCUUCUUCCUCUUCAUCGGGGUCAUCCUCUUCUCCAGCGCCGUGUACUUCGCAGAGGCCGACGAGGCCGACUCCCAAUUCAGCAGCAUCCCCGAGGCCUUUUGGUGGGCCGUGGUUUCCAUGACGACCGUGGGCUACGGGGACAUGGUGCCCACCACCAUCGGAGGCAAGAUCGUCGGCUCCCUGUGUGCCAUCGCCGGCGUGCUGACCAUCGCCCUGCCCGUGCCCGUCAUUGUGUCCAACUUCAACUACUUCUACCACCGCGAGACGGAGGGCGAGGAGCAGGCUCAGUACCUGAAUGUUCCCAGCGUGCCUAAGGUGGACUCGGCCGAGGACCUGAAGAAGAACGGGCGGAGCGGGAGCGGCUCCACCCUCAGCAAGUCGGACUACAUGGAGAUCCAGGAGGCUGGAAACCACAGCACGGAGGACUUCCGCCCCGAAAGCCUCAAAACAGGCAACUGCACCGUGGCCAACACCAACUACGUCAACAUCACGAAGAUGCGCACAGAUGUAUAACCCGGGUUGGAGACAGACCACCGUGGUUGGGAUGCAGGAGGAGGAGGACACUAGGGGGAGUGAAGGAACGGACCAAUGACCUCGCCCUUGUUCCUAUCCAUGUUUUGGAGAGCUUGGAGCCCCAAUGUGGAAGUCCGGUUUUGUGAGGCUCGGCUGGGAGAAGAGGACCAAUAGAGGGGACUCUGACCUCCACCUGUGUCCACACCUCCCUAGAACCACCAUUCCACCCCUCGAUUGGACAUUUUCAGUGUCUGCAUGGAGUUAGUCUUAACUGUGUGACAGUUCCUGCUAGUUAAAGUAGCCAAAUAGUAGCCUAAACACUAAUAACCAAUAUUUACAACAUAGAGGGACCGCUGAUUGCUCAACUUUCGCCUCCAUUUUCUUUUUUGAAAACUCUCGGGGAAGUCCCUUCCUUAGCCUUCAACUUGAUAAGAAAAAAGGAAUACAAGACAAAAAGCUUGUGACUUGGUGUUUAAGAUAAACUUCACUCCACGGCUAUUACAACUGCCAACGUGAUGAGAUUCUGCUCCUCCUGGCGCCCUUCGCCCUUCCCAGCCCACCACCGCCAUCCAAGCUGUACGCUCGAUGAGUCAGACAAAAUUGAGGGCCACCUCACAGAGGUUGCAGAAGUGGAAAAUUGAGAGAGAUAGAGAGAGUGAGCGAGAGUGUGUGAGAGAGAGAGAGAGAGAGAGAGAGAGAGAGAGAGAGAGAGAGAGAGAGAGAGAGAGAGAGAGAGAGAGAGAGAGAGAGAGGGAGGUAUUUGGAAGAGAAAAAAAAGAAACGUAGGACUGUUUGACCACAAUGGUCACUUUCACUCUGACUAAAAGUGACUCCUCAUUAAGGACUUGAGGACAGUAACAUUCCACCCUCACAUAAUGGCUAAAUUGGAUUGCUGGAUUUUUUCA